UGAAAUCCACACCGUUUUAACCGUAAUUUUGCUACUCUGACAGUGCGUAAUCUGUGCCAUAUAUAUGGAUAUCUCAAAAACAGAACAACCACAAACCACAGUUCUAAAGUUUCAUAAAGUCCAGCUGAUGCCAUGAAGACCACGAACAGGUGACUCAUAAAUACCGAUAAAAAUGGUAUGAAAACGAAGAAUGGCGAGUAUCAGAACUCAAAGCGUAGAGUUACCACGCUCCACAGCUUACUAUUACGCCGAUUUGGAAAAGCUUAAGAAGACCAGACCACCCGAAGUCCAAGAAAAGGAUCCGAAUGAACUCAGUGAGUACGUCGAAUCCAAUGAGGUAGUGAACGAUGGCGCCGUAAGAGAAGUUCCACCGUUCAGAGACAGGCAGUGGAGUUUACCGGAAUACAAUAUUCCAGAAAAUGGAAGGAAGAUUGAGGAGACCUAUUCCACAGCGGGGACUUUCCCGAUGCCCGAGCCUAAGGAGAAGGAACCGUUGCUUGCAGAAUUGGAAGUUGUAGGUAGGCUGCCGUUGACGGAGCUGGAUUCUUCACAAGGUGUGAGGAGGAGUAGGAGCUGGUAUCUGUGCUGCCCUAACGUUGCUGACGAGGAGAUGUCCAGGGAGUCGUCGUGGCGGUACUCGAGUCUGAGGCCUGUGACUGCGCCACCGGCUCCUGGACAGAACGGGUUCCAUCACGUGGUAGCUUCUUCGACCAGCGGUCGUGAUGACGUCACCGCUCUAAAGAUUGAGCGGGACGCCCUAGCCAGGGCUCUAGCAGCCGAGCGGCAGAGGGCGGCCACUGCGGCGAGAGCUCAUGAUGCGAGGCUUGCUGAACUACAUGGAGUCAUAGCUGAGCUGGUCAGGAGACGAGCGGCGCAUAAGCAGAGCGCUGCUAUACCUGAAGAAGAACUUUCUGAUGAAUGCGAAUCCACCACGCAGCCGGCUGGAGAACUGGACAAUGAUGCAGACCAAUCCAGGACUGAACAGAUCGACAGCUCGUCAGCGUUGAGUCCAUCGGAGCUGCCCACGCCGCAGGAACCAGCGCCUCCCGCGCCACCGUCCGAAAGUGUGGAUGCCGCCGAAGUAUAUAUAGACCCAGUGACGUCAUCAGAUCCCAGUCUGCGGUUGUCCAUGGCUUCUGAUGCGGACCAGCAUCCUGCCAGGUGUUGUAACUCGGUGGAAAGAGACGGGUGCAGAGAGAGAGAAGGCCAGGAGAGUGUGGCCAGCUGCGAGAGACAGCGCGGCUCUCCCUCACUGUAUGCGCCCGCGACGCCGGUAGGCUGUGGGGUGAGGCAGGCCAAGCUGGCGUCGCGGGUUCGACUCCGGCGCGCGACAGAUUCACAUUCUAACAACUUGGAUUCCGACCAUACCUGGUGCGCAGAAGCGGAACGUUUGUCUAGAGAAGUGAGAGCUCACGCAGAUCUUAGAGAAGCUUUAGCUGCCACCGACGCUGACGAAUGCAUCUGGCGAGCCCGCUGGCUACGUUCGGAAGCGUCGCUGGUGGUGGUGGGCGGAGCCCUGUCUCGGUGCGGGGAGUGCGCGCGCCGCCUGCACUGCGCCUGCGCACAGCUCGAGGCUUCCACGGCCUCCUUGUCUCACGCGCUCAACGCCGCCGACAGGGCUUUGGAGACUUACGAUGUACUGCUGGCGUUGGCCGAGACUAGACCCAACGGCAUACAACGCAACGCAGCGGAGGCGGUGGCCUGGCAGCUGUUGAGGCGGCUGAAGGAACAUGAAGCUGAUGCCGUGGGGUCUCCCACGCUGUCCCCCGGACCCUGGCUGCAGCGAGACAAGGAAUCGGAGGAGCAUGCCCCAUCGCCCCCUCCCCCGUGGGGCGCGGAGCAGGAGACUCAGCUCCGGCAGCACGCCGCCGCGCUCAAGGCGCAGACCGUGGCCCUCAGGCGGCAUGCUCAACAUCCGGUGCUAUACUCGCAUCACGAUAUCGACGAGGAGGACAUCCCCACAGGAGCUGGAAUUUUCAGCAUGGCCGAUAUGGAGGCGGCUGUGAUGUUAGAGGAAAUGUUGACAGUCCGCGUGUCUAACAUGGAGCGAGCUCAACAGGGCAUCGAACACGCUGACCACAAGCACGAGUCGUCCCGCAGUCGUCGUCGUCGCGAGCGACAGUGGCGCCAUCACACUUCAGAAACUGAUCUAUAGAAUUAAUUCAAGUUGUCAAAAAAAUACAUAUAAAAAAAAAUAUAUACACAUAAAUGGCUAGGCAUCAAGUACUUGGCUUAAUUUUCACACGAAACAGUAAAAAAAAAAUUUUUUUUUAGUUAAAAUAAAGUUUUUGUUUUUGUUUUUAAUAGCCACUUUUUUAAAGUGGUUCAUGCUAGAGGGGCAGUGGUAUGGUCUGAAACGUUUUACUUGACAUUACAAAUUAAAAUCACUUAAUUCUUCCAAGUUAUUAUGCCAUAAGUUAGUGCAUAAGCCAUGCGUUUUUGUAAUACCAUCUCACCAAAAGGUUUCCCUUUAUCUUAAUAUCAAAAAAGGUUAUAGAAUUGAAAACAAUUUGUGUACCUAAUUGCCUAAGCUAUUAUAAAAUUCGCAGACUGUUGACAAUUCUACUGAUGUUGCUUAGCAUCUGUAUUAAAUCGAAAGUUCAUAAUCAAACUAGCUAGAAUAUUAAUUGUUAAAUUAUUCGUGAGACAUAAUAAUGUGUACGUAUUAUUGGAUUAUAUCCCUUAUUGUGUCGAUGAAAGGAGUAAAAUCGUUUGUCACCAACUCCCAGUGACAUUAAAGCUUUAUGCGACAAUUUUAUUGUAAUAUAAGAUUUAGUGCUAUGAAAUAAGGUGCUUUUUAGCGCGUCACAAUCGCCUGAUGCAUGUAAAUAAUGAUAUUAAAUAGGUUAGAGUAAUUAUGUUGCUGUAUCGAAGUUAUUAUAUAUAGAUGUAUGUUAAAAAGAUACAGUUAUACUCAUUGAAGAGUUAUGACCCUUUCCAACAACAAUAAUUAUGGUAUCUAAUUAAUACACGAUCCCAGUGAAACUUUAAAAAUGUACAUCACCUCAUUUUUUUCGGAUUGGAGGCAUUUAUUUAUAUAUUUUUACUUUAUUGCACAAAUAAGUGGCAGACUUAAUGCCAUUUGGCAUUAUCUAACAGUCAACCGGAGAAUUUUAGCAAAGAUCUUAAGAAGAUAGUGCAAAGAAAUCAUCAAAAUAUUUAUUACAAUUAAAGUAUAGCUAUAUAUACUAUAUAUAAUACAUAUCUAUAUAAAUUAGUUGAAAAUUUUCGGAAAAGUUUUCGAAGGUGAUGUUACUCCGACUUAUGAAAAGUGGAAAAUGAUAAAAAAGCUAUUCCUUGGCUGGGAAUCAAACCCGAGCCGCGGAUACGUUUUUCGCGGCAACUUGUUUUUUUUUUAAUUUAAUUUUUUUUACUGAAUAACAUAACAGAAUUGGAAAAUAUCUAUUUUUUAUGGACCCCAGAAACAUUGGUAAAUAACGUAAAAUCGUUAAAAAAAAUAUAUUUAAUUCAAUAUUCAAGUUGCCACGAAAACGUUUCUCUGGGCAUUAUGGCGGCACACUAGUGUGUGACGUCACACUACUGUCAUCAAAACGUCAAAGAUACAAUGUAAUGUUACUUUGGCCGGAAGUUUACUGGCGUGUGACGUCAUUUUAGUGUUGGCCAAUCCCAGGCGUUUUCGGCCACGUGUCUUCGUCAAAGUUAUUAAUUAUUUGUUCUCUCAAUAAAUACAGAUGCCAACAAUUGGUAAAUUAAUUUUCAUGCUGACCAAUAGCCUGUUAAAAAUUGUAAUGCAAUUUUUGCAUGUCCUAAAGUUGAAAGAAAAAAAUUGUAGCGAUGAAUGAAAAGUUUCAGUUCAACAUGAAUAAGUAAUGCAAUUUCAUCAGAAUCAAAACUGUACACCUAGCACGAACCAAUAUCGAAUUCGAAUAGU
Chilo suppressalis (striped riceborer) is the source of this 3892-nucleotide messenger RNA. NCBI's taxonomy places the organism in Eukaryota, Metazoa, Arthropoda, Insecta, Lepidoptera, Crambidae. The record is from the annotation of a GenBank genome assembly.